AUGUUACAACGUCAUGCCAAAGCCGCGGAAGAUGAAGCCGAAAGAUUCCGACAGGCAGCAGAUCAAGCUAAACAGAACAAUGAAAAGUUGCACGCGAAUCUGGAUGAGGAAACUGCCAGCCGGAUGGCUUGUCAGUCAGAAAUGCAAACCUUACGGGAGGAAAUGGAAUUCUUAAAAACAGUGCAUGAACAGGAGUUGGAAGAAUUGCGCAAUAUUACAGUAGUCGAUCAUCAACAAGACCGUGACCAGUGGCGAGACGAGAUGCAAAGAGCCAUUCGGGACAUCCAGAUGGAAUACGAUCAACGGCUGGACAAAAUUCGUAAUGAAAUGGACGCUAACUAUGCGAGUCGAAUCGCCGAGGCGUCACGAAACAAUGCAGCUCAGUCAUCGCAUUUUAACCAGUUGUGUGAAGAAAAUAACAUGCUCAAAGAGACUAUUGAGGGUAUGCGCAAACGGAUGGAACAAUAUCGAGUCAAGUCUGAACAUUACGAACGAGCCGUGGCCGAUGCCCAGGAUGAAAUUCAAACCCUGCGUAAAAAGCUAGACACCGCAUUGAGGGAUUCGAACCGAGAAAGGCAAGCGGCUGAGGAAGCGCUUAAUCGGGCCCUGAAUGAAUUGUCUGCAUUGACCGAUGCAAAACUCAAUUUGGAAUCAGAAAUCGCGGCCUAUCGUCGAUUGCUUGAAGCACAAGAUUCCCUGAUAAGUGGUGUGAAGCCCACGAACACGAUAACCGUGGACACUUCUCCGGCCAAUUAUCGGCCAAAAGAACUCCGCGUUCGAGUUCCCUCGUACACAAUGACACAAACAACAUCCGCUCAAAGCCGUUCACUUAAGACAGAUAACUCCAGCGUGAAUCGUUGGACAGAACGUGAUGAACCUAGCGGUCAAUCAAUUCGAUCGCAUCUGGUAGAGCGAACUAUUGAAGGUGAUAAAAUAAGUUCCGGACAAAACGAGAAUUAUUCUCGCGGUCAACUAGCCCUGACGGAGUGCGCUCAAAACGGUACAUUUAUUGAGAUCAGCAACACAGGCAAUUCAGAUGUUGCUCUGUCCGGCUGGUGCCUUAUCCGAAAUAUUGAUCACGGUCGAAGCAUCAUACGGUACACUUUUCCCGAUCGUCGAAUUCCUCCACACCACACGUUUCGAAUUUGGGCUUCCGGUAAAGGAGGACAGAAUACCGGUUUUCUGGACUUUGAGGCACCUUAUGCCAGCUGGGGAACGGGUAGUGUGGUUCACACAAGUCUUUUCAGUCCCGAUGGAGUGGUACGUUUGAAAACUGUACUACUACGCUCCACUUUGUGCAUAUAA
This is a messenger RNA of Echinostoma caproni, 1305 nucleotides long. The record is from the annotation of a GenBank genome assembly. NCBI's taxonomy places the organism in Eukaryota, Metazoa, Platyhelminthes, Trematoda, Plagiorchiida, Echinostomatidae.